AGGUAUUUUUGAGAUGUGAUGAAUUUCUUUCAAAAGUGCAACACCGACAGCCGCCUUAAUUUUGAUUAUCCAUUUUAAAAUACUGCACGACCAUGCCAAAUACUUGUAGCGAAAUAGAAAAUAGAACAAAAAAUCUCGCAUCAUGAUCAUCAUCACUCGACCAUUUAAAUAAUGAUAAUAAUAACAAUGAUUUUAAAAAUAUAAUGUAUGUGGAAUAACACUAUAUGUUUCACUCAAGCAAACACAAAUGAUCGGCUAAUGUUGCAUGAAAUUGAUCUUCACACCUUAAAUAAAGAAAGAAAUCUUAAAACGCAACAAUGAGAACUAAAUACUCAAGCUGUGUAUGUGUUAAAGCAUUUAAUAUCAUCAUGAUCACCUCUGAUAUAAUAGCUGAUGAACGGGGUAUCACAUGAAGAUCAUAACAGAUGAUCAUGUCUAAGAUGAUGAUGAGCCACUAUUUUAUUUGAAGAAAUUUAAACAAAAACCAUCAAAGCUAAAGAUGAUUAACUCUCAUAAAAAGCUAAAGGAACAACAAAACGCCAGCAUGAGCUUUUAUAAAAAUAAAAAUACACAAAAAAACUCUAGUGAUCAUGGCCCCCAAAAUAAGAUCAUCACAUGUUGCUGUUGUUGUAUGUGCACCCACUAAUCACGCGUGUAACAAGCUGCAACAAAGACAAAAUUCACUAGAGAUGUUUGAUCUUGAUAGUAGAAAUGUUGCUCAAACGUUUUUUUUUUUUUGUCUAGUCAUGUUUGUGUUUUGUUCGGUAUUGUGUUUAUGUUGUAUUGUUGCUCUUGUCCAUACACUAUGAUCAUCACAUCAUCUAUGGUUAUUUUAUGGUAUAAUCAAAACCAUCUUUUAUUCGAGAUGGAAAACAAAGUCAGCUAAGCAGCAAUGUACAUCACUCAGCUCCACCAAACAACAACAGCCAAAAGACAUUAAUAACAAUUCUAAAGGACUUUAAACCUUAAGAAAGAAAAAAAUUUUAACGUGGUAAAUAUAGAAGAAAGAAAUACCACAAACACCAAGAAAAAAGAAAACACGACGUCACAGAGGAUGUAAGAAGACAAACAGACAAAACAAAAUAAGUAAAGAAAAUAUAAGCAAGUAAAUCUUAACUUACCUUCUUAUUAAAAACAAAAUUUUUCUUUAAACCAACAACACGUGAUUCGGUGUUUUGUUUUGACAACAACAAGAGAGAAAAGAAGCAAAAAAAAGUAAAAAUCUUUACAAAACAUUAAAAUAACCUUCAAAAUUUUCAAAUAAAAGUAGACAUUCUCGUGAUAACACACUGUCUAGCUAAAGAUUUUCCAAAAAGAAAAAAAAACGCAAGGAAAAUAAAAGAAAAAUAUUUUUGAAAAAUUUAACUGAAUGUUAAAGGAAUCAGAGGAAAUCAUUAAAAGGCGCAAACUGUCGUUAACGACAGAUACUGCUGCUGCAUAUUUGGAAAUAAAUCAUAACUCAAACACUAUCAACAACACCACCACCACCAUUAUACCACCUGGUACACCACCAACACCUUUAGCUAACAGCAUCAUGGCUUUGGAAACAGAAUCGGCAGAAGCUUUAGCUUUAACCACCACCACCUCGGCCACAGCACCCAUUUCUCUUAGCACACCAAAUAUGAUCAAUAAUAGCAAUUCGAUGACUACAACUACAGCUUUUAAUUCGCUCACCGCUGCCGCCGCCAACAGUAUGGUCAAUACAUUAUUGGCCAAUAAUGUUACUACUAGACCAGCUGCCUCUAUACCUGAUCACUAUAGCCUAAGAUGGAAUAAUCAUCAGAAUCAUUUAAUGCGUGCUUUUGAUGCUUUACUGCAGAGCAAAACUUUAGUGGAUGUUACGCUCGUUUGUGCUGAGACCAGCAUAAGGGCCCAUAAAAUGGUUUUAUCAGCCUGUUCACCAUUUUUUCAGCGUGUUUUUGCCGAUACUCCCUGCAAACAUCCUGUAAUAGUGCUCAAAGAUUUUCGUGGCUGGGUAGUGCAAGCCAUCAUCGAUUUUAUGUAUCGUGGUGAGAUAAGUGUGCCUCAGGAGAAGCUUCAUACCUUAAUAGAUGCUGGAGAGUCUUUGCAAGUUCGUGGUUUGGUAGAAAGUUCAAUACCCGAACAUACUCCUACACCAGCUGCCUCACCAGAUGAUUUUGGCAUGCUAGAAACCUCUUUAUUAUCUUCAGAAUUAGAAAGAUGUUCUAGUUUUGAUGAAGAGUCCCCGUCGAUGGUGACUUCAGGUUCCAAAAUCAUAUUACCCUCACGUUUAUUUGGUUCCUCAUACAGACGUGAGAAGGAGCAACGCAAACGUGAAAGAGAACGUGAUUUGGAUCAUGAAUUGGAAAGUGAUCAAGAAAUGUUAAAUGAUUCUUUAAGUCACAACGAUUUAUGUACUUCCCCCAUGCCACGGCGUAAACAGGCCAGACCCAGAAGAAGAUCAGGAGAAUUGACCCAUGAUAUGAUUAGCAAACCCACAACACCCACACCACAAGAUCAUAACAACGAACAACCACAAGAUUUAUGCAACAAAGAUUCUAGUAUUUCAGAAAAUAAAUCAUCGACACCACAACCACCCACAGAGGCGCUCAGUGAAGAUCCCUUAAAAACUGUGAUUAAAUCCGAAUUAGCUGAACCGUUGGAAGAUGAUGAAGAUCAAGUGGGUGGUCGUGACAGUGGCAAUGAUAGUCAUGAACAACCUGAGGAUCUAAUUGUCAAUGAUAAGUCUUUGGAUAAUAAUUCCAAUUUUGAUAAUAACAAUUCUCUGCCAGAGGUUUUAAACUCCACCGAAGAAAUGGAGGAGGAAGAUAGAGUAAACGAGGUUGAGCCUGAAGUAGAGGAGGAUGAGGAGGAGGAAGAAGAGGAUAUUGAACAGUUAAUACAUCACACGAAUGAGCUAAAUAGAAGACGCAAAUCUGCCUUGUCCAUGAACUCUGAUGGCCCAGAGGAUUUGUGCACCACCAAAAAAGACAACGAUACCAGUGGUCAUCAUUCGGCCUCCGAUUAUGAAGCAGAUUGCAGCAAUAACAACAAUAGCACAAAAUUAAAUAAUAAUAACAAUCGUAUAGUUUUAUCCUUAAAGGAUAUAAGACAAUUGAAUAAACCCUCAUCCUCUUCGACACCCAACUCCUCCCAAAAUAGCAUGAAUCCUUUUUCUUCGGCCAGCCUUAGAGAUUUAAGAUUAGAUCGCGAACGUUCUAUGGAAACACAAUGUAAAAUGGAAGUUUUAGAGGCUCAAAUGCAGGCCGCCGCAGAAGCUGCUGCCGCUGCGGCUGCCAGAGGAGAGAAUCCCUUCCAGCACAUGGAACAUCAAAUGGAUUUGUCUUUAGCCGCUGCUGCUGCAGCAGCCGCUGUCUCACAACAACACUCGAGAGAAAGAGAUCAGGCUUUGCAACGUGAACAUCGAGAAAUGCAGCAACAUAAUGCUUAUGCCAAUAGUAUACUAGGACAAAUGGGUAUGCCAGGCAUGCCUCCUUUUGGACCCAAUCCAGGAGCUCCCUCUGGCCCGGGAGGACCUUCGGCCCAUGAACGUUUAGAAGAAUCUAUGAAUCGUUUAAGCAAAGAAUUUACACCUACUUCACCCAUGAGCCUACCACCACACUACAAUCCUCAAGAUGGGCCACCACAUCCACCCUCACCUUUGCCCUUUCCCGGUAUGUCUUCAUUGGCGCUAACUCCGCCGCACAGUGAGUACUUAAUGUUUGGGUUGGACUCACCCUUGGGCUUAUUUCCACCUGGCAUAGAUCCCGGUAAACUUUAUAAUCCCUUAAUGGAAAUGUCUGAUCCACGAGGUAUGCCAGGUGAUGCGCCGCCCUUUCUCAAAAAGAAAAGUAAGUACUUGCCUAGACCCAAAGGUCAACAUUCUGCACCACGAGGCGGUCCUCCACGUUCUUGGACAAAUGCCGAAUUAACCGAGGCCUUACAACAUGUUUGGAAUAAGAAAAUGACCACUUCUCAGGCUUCACGCAUCUUUGGUAUACCCUACAACUCUUUGCUUAUGUAUGUGCGUGGCAAGUAUGGCAAAUCUUUGAAAUUGGAACAAUUACGCAAAGAUUGCAUAAGUGGUCCACCUUUGGAAAUGCUACAAAUGGGCAUAAGCUCUGGUUCGGGCAAAAACUCGGGGGAGACUAAGGAGCAGAGAGAAGCCCGCAAAGAGGCUCAACGUAAUGCUGCACAACAUCCACCCGGUGAUAUGGAAAUGGGAGGUCCUUUAACAGGUCCUGGACCACGACCCUCUAGCUCAGAACCAGAUUUAUUGGGUGGACCCAAUGCCCUCUUUAAUCCCUUUAAUCCUCAAGGAUUUUAUCCCGAUUUUCCGGGUGGUUUUCCCGGUUUACCCUUAAGCAUGCUAAACUUAUUGCCUCCCUCUGAAAGACAACAUGCUGCUGCUGCAGCAGCCGCCAUGCAUCAUUCCAUGGGUUUGGAUGAGGACUGUAAAUCUGACCGCUCGAAACAAUCCUCCAAUAUGGAUGAUGAAUACUCACUGAGUCGUGAAGAACGUCGUCAUUCGGAUUUAAUGAAUAACUCCUCAUCUACACCUUCCUCUGCCUCGCAACAAAAUGGCUCGGUACAAGAUUGAAAUUUAU
Molecule: messenger RNA, 4568 nt
Organism: Lucilia cuprina (Australian sheep blowfly)
Lineage: Eukaryota; Metazoa; Arthropoda; Insecta; Diptera; Calliphoridae
Gene: lov
Product: protein jim lovell
Exons: 5
Coding region: 1370-4561 (1063 amino acids)
Biological process (GO): regulation of transcription by RNA polymerase II
Cellular component (GO): nucleus
Molecular function (GO): DNA binding; protein binding
Source: RefSeq, a predicted model, not a curated record